CUUUACUGUUUGAACAGCCAAAAGCCUAACAUUGCCUAAACAUCUUGAAUUACUAGUUGUAGUGUAUAACGGGCUACUGUUGUCAAGCACUAGUGUGUUGUAUGCAGCCUACCGGAAGUCUUACUCGUUUUUACUCUCAUCACGUGACAAAUCAAUCGACUAAACGACCCCCAUUACUACUAGGUAUAAUUGUAACACUAGUUAUUAAGUGGAUACACAUUUUGUUACAAAAUAAAAUUAAAAUGAGCACAACUGAUACAAGAGUUUUCUGGUGUUUGUCUUCGUUGACGUUUUUGAAAACUUUGACUUUGAUAUCACUUCUUGUUUAUAUUAAAGGUGAGUAUUUACAUAAAAUUUAACAAUAAACUUUUACUAUAUGAUAUAUGACGUUAUUCGUAUCAAUGUAGACUACGCAGAUUUAAUAAAUAAAAAAUUAGACAUUAGUCAUUAGUUUAGCCUAACCUAAAUUAAAAAUGAAAAGAUUGUAAUUGAUUGUUUUAAUUUAGUUUUAGACUUGAUUUAACUUAAGUCUUAAGAUUUAUUUGUUGUUUGAUUCAGAAUUGAAUUUAAGUUUAAGAAUUGGUGUCAUGCUUAGUUUAGUAGCCUAAUUAUUUGUCAUAUUGUAAUGUCUUACCCUUAGACAAAAUAAGACAAUAUCAAUAAAUAUUAGUUAUUAGUCACUAUGUACCCGUCUGAUCCCCUUUCUUAACCACAGAAGUCCAAUACUUUAAGUUAAUUAAUUAAGGAGUAGCUAGUGAGCUACUACUACUACUCUUUUUUGACUUUCAGUUAUUGUUUUUGAGCACUUUGUCUCAAUUCAAAUGUCACAAUUUCUAAUUAGACUACAGACAAUCCACAAUGCAGAGCAGGCAACACAUUUUAGGAUUGUUUCUAAAAAAAAACAUUAUAUUAAUUAUUAAUCUUUUGUUUUCCUGAAAAUAAGACUAUUUCUAAUACUUGAAACAAUUAUCGGUUGAUGUUCACAAAGCGGUUUUCAAAUUAUUUUUAUCGUGAUAUAAAAACAAAAAGAGGAAAAAAUCUAGAUUGUUAAAAAUGUAUAAUACCAUAGUAAAAGUAUUUUUUUUAGUAUAUUUAUAUAAUAAAUUAUAUUGAUUUAUAAUGCAUAACCUUGCAUUGGCGAUCUGUAUUGGUAUCAGUUAAAAACCUGAUGUGACUGGAGUUUUUUUGUUAGGAAAAAUAGUUGUCAUGUUUUUGCUAGCACCUAUUGUGCAAAGAGACAGCAUAAAGAAAAAUUUACUAUUUGGUUAAGUACAUGAAGUGGACAGUAAAUCCCCCCCCCCUCCUUCUCCAAAAUAAUUUCCCGAGGCUCCAUACUCCCUUGGAUGCAGCUAUCUUACAAAAUGUCUUGUUCAUCUUACAUGGCUGUGAGGUAAACUUUGUAAAGCAUUUCAUAGGUGUCAAGUUCUGGGGGAAAAGUGUGGGAACAUAACCAAGACAUCCCCCCCCCCCCCCACUAAAAGCUGAUUAAUCAGCAAUUAACGAUAAUUUGCCAAUUAAUGGUGCAACCCUAGUUAUUACUAUUUCACAACGCAUAGUAUAAGUUAUUUUAUUAAAAUCGAUGGUAUGUAAACGUAUCAUUUGUAUCAUUCUUUCAGUAUUAGGUUUAGAGAUUGACAUUGGAAAAGAUCCUUCAUAUACACACUGCAUUACAAGUAAUGAACCUCUUCAACUAUUAAAUCCAUUUUUGGAAGAGCUUGGUUCUGAUUAUGAAGCUCCUAACAAUGAUCCAAACUUUAUCUCUUUUGAAUGGGCCAUUCUUAAACCAGGGCAAGGCAGUAGAGAUAUCUUACGUAUUACAAGAGAACCUGAAGUAUUGAAACCUGGAUAUAGAGUAUAUAAAUUGUGGAGCUUGCAGGUGAGGCCCUGGUUCAUUAAUUCUUAGGGUUCUUAUGAUUAUGAGUUAAUAAAAAAUUAUUCUUAGAUAGCAGAAGAAAAUUGCAAUUAUUAUUAUAUAAAAUAUUUUGGUAUUACAGAAAUAGAGAUUGACAUGAUGUUCUUUUGUUUCUUAAAAUUCAUAAUAGCUGUGCUCUGACAUGCGCAACUAUUGUCUUAUUGUUAUUUUUUUUUCCUCAACAAAAUGUCAAUAUGUUUCCAUUAUCCUCAAAGAAUAAUGCUAAUUUUCAGUCUUUCAUUCGAUAAUUCCUAUUACUUAGAUUAAUAAUGUUGAGGCUGAUGACACUGCAACGUACAUUGCAAGACUGACUGUGGUUGGUCCCAAAAAGAUUAUAAAUUUUAAUUUAACUGUUGCAAGUGAGUAGCCCUACUUUCUCACAUAUUUUCAUUUACUAAUUAUAUUUACAAGAACAGUGCUGUUAAUAAAGUUAAAUCUAAUGUGUUAUUGUAGCUAGUCUUAAAUUUGAUUUAGAAGGUGAGACUUCAUUUUUAAAUAAUUAAAUUGACUUUCUGCUGUUUGUACCUCCAGUACUUUUUAAAAUCAGAAAAUGUGUUCACGUUUCCAUACAGUUGUUUUUUUAGGUUGCAAUUUCUUCAGUAUCCUGUCAUAAUAUUUUGAAGAAUUUUUAUCUGAAUUUCAUUUCUAAUUCCUCUUUGCUUAGAAGCUCCUGCACUUAAAUCUGAUAAGAUAACAGUGACCAAGCAACAGAAUGAAGUGGCAGGAACAGUCACGUAUAAGUGUGGACAAAUUGCAGAUUUGGGGACACCACCAAUCAUCUUUUAUUGGAAGGUACUGCCUCAACCUUUAUUUAUUUACAACAGCCUUAAAAGUGAAUGAUUCCAUCAGUCAAACUUUAUGAUGGCUUGUUUUAUUUCACGAACCGAAGAAGAGAGUCCCGGCAUCAGAGAUCAGAGCAAGGGAUUUAUAUCAAUUUAUUUUGGGUGGGGCUGCUGCUCUGGGUCCAAGAAAUUUUGUUUAUUAAAAAGAAAAAAAUAAUAUUAAAAUAUAUUUAACGAAAAGUGCCCAGUUUUUAUUUAUAAACGGAGAAAUAAUUUGGAUUAGGUAAAAAAUUUUUGGUUUUCUUUGUUGAAAUUUAAAAAAAAACAAAAAUAUUAGUAAAUCUGUAUUAAAAUAAUAAUAAUAAAGUUCAUUUCAAAAACACGCUUCAUCGCCAAAGGCUCGAAGCGCGGUACAAAGUCAACAAAAAACAAAUCUAUAAUUUACCACAUUUAAAACAAACGCAACACUAUAAAAACUAAUUACAAGCAUGCAAUGGCAAAGUCUUUCUAGCCAUUUCAACCCGGAGCAACACAGCCAAUAUGCAUUAACUGGAAAAUAAGGUAGACAAUCAUCCCAGAAGGUGUUUGCGAAAUUAGAUGUGUCUUUAAAUCGGUUUUAAAGGACUCCAGUUUCUGGUUGUUUCUGAGAUCGACAGGAAGGGCGUUCCAAAUUGUUGGACCAGCAAAUGCGAAAGUGCGCUUUCCGUAAGUCUCAAGGCAAACACGUUGUGUCGAGAGUUUGCCACUAUCGGAUGAGCGGAGCUCUCUGGUGGGUACAUAAGGCGUUAGCAGCUCUUUCAGCUAAUAUUGUACAUUAAACUUUUAAAAUAAAUUGGGCCAGUCUUAAUACAAUUUUUUAGUCAAACCAAAGAAUCGUUGACCAAUAAAUUCACAAAGAGUCACCUAUAAAAGUUUCAUCUUUGUGAGAUGCACUGUGUGGAGGAGCAUUUCCUUGUUGUGUUGCAGACCUAAAGAUUGAGGAGCUAUUUUAAGUUUUCGGGGUAUAAAUAAAAGCUUGCCCAGCACCUGCACCAAUAUAUAAAUAUUAUGAACAUUCGUCAUCACACCAGUCUUUUUUAAAGCUGCCAUCAACAAAGGCAUGACUUCAUAGCAAAUACUGAGACAAAGACUUUCAAGACUAAAAAUAAUAUGUGCAAUGUUUCAAAACAAAUUUCCAUUUAUUUGGAUCAAUGAAAGCACCUUAUCCUAUCAUAUCUUAUCAUAUAUUAUCUUACAUAUAAGAGAAGGAAUUGUUUCACAUUCCUACUGGCAUGAGGUUGAGAAUGAAAGAUAUUAUUUUGUAGCAAAGUAGCACAUUGUCCAAUUUCUGAGUGGGGAUCAUUACGUCGUCAUCAUUUCACUACAACCAAUCAACAUGGUUACAUUUACAGGAAAUACAAUUCAUCUCAACCUUGUGACUUUGCUGAGCCCAUUGUUUUUUUUUGUUGCUGUUUUUAAAAUCAUGGAAUGAAUAGGGAUGGCAGGGUUUAAUUAAAAUAUUAUGAAUAUUAUGUUGUUGUUUUUUUUAUGUUUUUAAUGCUCUGCUUAAACGUAAGCCAUGGUCAAAGCUUACAUCUCUCAUUUUUUCUUAGAACAAACGCUUCUUGUAUUCUUGUAUAAUUUUAAAAAAAUAAAAAAAAUAAAAAAUAAAAAAAAAAAAACACUACUUAGCCCCUUUCUAGGCCACACUAUUCUUAGUUCCACACAAAGAGGAAAAUGUAGUUUGAAAAGAUUCAGUGGCUGAAGCUUUACCUAAUCUUUAUAACGUACUUCCGGCUAGCAACAAGAUGGCAGCCUUUCAAAGUUUUCUUCUUCUUCUAUAUCUUAAGGGCCCACGAUCAAUUUAAUGAGCAUUUUGGCUCCUAUAAGUACGUAAGCAAGAAGAAACUGUGAAAUAAUUAUCAAAAUUACAAAAUUUAAUUUCGGUGAAGUCAAAGUUGUCUUGAGCUUGAGACUACGCCUUACAGUACAGGCAUGUAUAGAAUCAAGCUCUUGAUCAUAUUGUAGAUUUAUAUGUGUUCCUGUUUUCCUUGCGUAGUCGGCCAUCUUAGCUGGCAUCAAAAUCAUUGCUCAUGCAUGCUAAUGAUACGCUUGGUGACACACCCCGGCUGAUGUACUCACGCGAUCGAUUAUUGUCAAUUAAUGUCAAACUCAUACUCUUUACUGCUAAUUUGGUGUAUCGACUGAGAGAACUCUCCAUUGGUGGAAGCCUGCCCCGUAAUAGUAUCCAUCAUAGAGGUGGACGGAAAGUUGGCGCACGACGAAAGAAGAAGCGUCUUUAUCGAGUAGGUCGUCGGAAACAGCGUCCAAUGAAAUACCACCAUGGCGAAAGCCAUGUCAAUAUUAUUGCUUGUGGAGAUCGUCAUGUCAAGCCUUUAAAAGAGGAUGUCAGUAACGGCAGACAUUAGCCACAUACUGUGUCCUCAAUCGCGACCAUUCCCUACGUGUCCAUCCUAAGAGCAUGACCGGUGGCUCACGAUUUCACACCGCCUCGACGGUUCGUGACGAGAUCAAAUUUAGUUGUUGUUGAAUGUCAAGCUGUUGUGAAGCCGCAAUUGCGGCAUUUUGGAGUGUUAUAUUUCACCUCCCAGUCCUGCAGGAAUAAGACAGCCGAGGUGUGUGAUCUUGUCUUGGAGAGCAGGGCCGACCUUGUGUUCAUUACCGAGAAGUGGUUUAAACGUGUCGGAGAUGAGGUGACGCUGCAAGAAAUUAACCCCCCGGACUACGUCCUUCACUCUUGCCCACAGCAGUCGUACAGUGGUGGGGGUAUUGCCGUACUUUACAGGAACUCCCUUAAAAACAGUGUGGCCUUCUCAAAAUCGGACGAGUUUGUUUCUUUUGAAAUGUGCAAAAAAACUUAAUUACUGUGAACAAGCGAUGACGUUUCUGUGCAUAUCCAGGCCACCUCCAAAUAAGCAAAUUAAGUUGAAGAUCUGUCAGUUUACUUUUGAGUUUAUACAACUCCUUGACAUGUAUGCCACCACCAACAACAAUGUCAUCAUAAUCGGUGACAUAAACUGCCAUUUUGACUCCACCACCGACAGGUACGUGAAGACCCUAAAAUCACACGGAAUGACUCAGCUUGUCAGUGUCCCGACGCAGAAGCGAGGUCACAUCCUAGAUUGGCUGGUUGUCAGAGAGGACUGCGCAACUAUGAUCCGAAACCUCAUUAUUGAGGACAAACUUAUUUCCGAUCACUUCCCAGUCACCUUUGACUUUGACUUGAGGAAGCCAGGACGCCUUCUGCGAUCUGUAACAUCCCGUGACCUCCGACAGAUAGAUCUAGCGGCCUUUAGAUGUGACGUCGCAGCCCUUGGGUGCAGUGAAGAUGACCCUGCUACAGACUACAACAGUGGCCUCAGAGUCAUUUUAGACAAACAUGCACCACUGUCUACACGGCGAGUUACGGACCGCCCUUCCGCCACAUGGCUCACGCUGAAAUUAAGGACGCUAAGCAGAAGCAGCGACGUGCAGAACGCCAAUGGUGGAAGUCGGUCUUGACUGUGCACCGACAAAUCUUUGUUGACCAUAGGGAACGAACCAAGAGGUUGGUCCUUGCAGCUAGGACUGAGCAUGUUAGUCAUCAGAUUACAGGCAGCAGCUCAAGCAAGUACCUAUUUCGCAUUGUGAGUCAGCUGACCGAUAAAAACAAGUCUACAUCUCUGCCAAAUAACAUUGCUGUAGAAGAGCUGUCAGACGCUCUAAAUGACUUCUUUAUUACAAAAGCUAAGAAGAUCAGGGCGAAACUUGACAGUUGCAUCGAUACUGCUCCAGAAUUCUAACUAUUCAAAGGCUCUCCUAUGGGUGAAUUUCUUGAGGUCAGUGAAUCGAAUGUGAGGAAAAUCCUGGUUAAUACCCCAUGAAAGUCAUGCUUACUCGACCCUCUUCCAACAAGGCUGUUGUAUGAAUGUCUGGAUGAAAUAGUCCCCACCAUCACUUGUAUCAUAAAUAGGUCCUUGGCAUCUGGUAUUCUUCCAUCAACUUUUAAAGAGGCAAUAGUAAAGCCACUGUUAAAGAAAGCAAAUCUUGACUUAAAUGUGAUGGAAAAUUAUCGCCCCCAUCUCAAAUCUACCAUUUGCAUCCAAAAUCUUAGAAAAAGUCGUUCUCCGCCAACUCCUGGAUCACCUCAUUCAUUGUGACUUUUUCCAGUCAGCAUACAGGGCGCAUCACUCUACUGAGACAGCCCUGUUGCGCGUCAUAAACGACCUUCUGUCGUCUUGUGAUGAGGGCCAGGUAUCCAUUUUGUCUUUACUCGAUUUAUCGGCAGCUUUAAAUACGCUUGACCACGGCAUACUGCUCCAGCGUCUGCAAAAAACGUUCGGUCUCACCGAUACCGUCCUGAGAUGGUUUCACUCGUAUAUGACAAAUCGGGUCCAGUCAGUUAUUUCAAACGGCUUGACCUCGAAGCAAUUUAUAAUUGAAUUCUGAGUACCCCAGGGCUCGGUCCUAGUCCCGAUGCUUUUCACUAUGUACGUUCAGCCACUGGGUGCAGUGAUCAAGCAAUUUGACAUGCUGUAUGACAUGUUCGCGGACGAUACACAACUUCAUCAAUCCGUGAUCCCCUCUCAGUUCUCUCAACUUCUUACGACACAGAAGACAGUGGAGUCAGUUAAGCACUGGAUGACCAUAAACAAGCUCAAAUUGAAUGAUAAAUAGACUGAGCUGAUCCCCAUUGCCACUGCUCAGAAACAAAAAUCUGUAAAACACACAACAUCACUUACUCUCUCAGGUAUGCAGAUAGAGUUUGCUCAUACAGUGCGAGACCUGGGUGUCUAUUAAGACAGAACACUUACUAUGGAAAAUCAUAUUAACAUGCUUUGCAAGGCAAUUUUCCUAGAGCAGCGCAGGAUAAGUCAUAUCAGAGCUUUAUUAACGUGAGAUGCAUCAAAGAGGCUGAUGUCUGCAUUUGUGCUAUCACGCAUGGACUACUGCAAUGCUCUCAUGGUGGGUCUCCCAGCUACGCUCCUGGAUAAAAUUAAAAGAGCACAGAAUAAUGCGGCUCGCGUUGUUCUCCGCAAACGCAAAUUUGACCAUGCUAAAACACUUCUGAGGGAGCUGCACUGGCUGCCGGUCCGCGCUCGCAUAGAGUACAAAAUUGCAACUUUGUGCUACCGCUGCUUACAUGACCUGGCGCCAUCUUAUCUCAAAGCACUCAUGACGCCUUAUGUACCCACUAGAGAGCUCCGCUCAUCCGAUAGUGGCAAAGUAUCGAUACCGUGUGUUCGCCUUGAGACUUACGGAAAGCGCACUUUUGCAUUUGCUGGUCCAACAAUUUGGAACGCCCUUCCAGUCGCUCUCAGAAACAGCCAGACACUGGAGUCCUUUAAAAUCCAUUUAAAAACACAUCUAUUUCGCAAACACCCUCUGGGGUGAUGCUAUCUACCAUCUUUUUCAGUUAAUGUAUAUUGGCUUGAGUUGCUUAUGGUCGAAACGGGAUGAAAGACUUUGACUGGGUAUGCUCGCGUAUGUAGCUUUAUAUUGUUGCGUCUGAUUUUAAAUGUGGUAAAUUUUAGAUUGUUUUUAUUUCUCUUUUUAAUAUGGUUGACUUAGUACCGCGCUUCGAGCUUUUGGGGAUGAAGCGUGUCUUUCAAAUAAACUUUAUUAUUAUUAUUAUUACUUACUUACUUCAAACCACUUAUCCAUUUGAUUGGUUAGAGCAGGUGUCCUCAAAACAACAGACAAGACCCACUUUCCAGAAUCCUUAACUCUGGCGGUGGUAAGGAUAAUUUGGUAGUGACGAAUAUGGAACAGGAUGCUCUGAGCAAAAAGCAGGCCCAUGCUUUGCAGAUUAAAAUAGUUUUUUUUUUUCUGUCUAUUUUUGUCCCACUAGAAACAAUACAGAUUGUUGUACUUUAUGCCUUCAAAACUGCACUCAAAACACAUCUCUUUAAACUCUACUAUCCUGACUUUUUCCCCCCUCUGACCGAUAAACAAUGCUGCUGGGUGCCAUCCAUGGCUUGCAAUGUAAAUAGUUAUGGAAUGGGUGGACUGAAUAUACAUUUGUUUUGUUUUAUUUAAUUAAUGUAUGUUAAUUUUCAAGUUCAUGAUUAUGUGUAUUAAAUUGUAUGUACGGUGGUGAGCCCACCCCUAGGCUGGGGUACUGCGCUAUAUAAAACUACUACUAUUAAAAUAUUAAUAAUGUACUAACUUUAAAUUCUUAAAAUUCUUAAAACUAUAAAAAUUCCUCAUGCAACAACAAGUAAACUAUCUGAUUGAAAUAGAAUCCUAGUAGGAUUGGUUGAACAGUCCUAUAUUUAACUUCCUGGUGGGGAAAUGGAUUAGUAACAACACACUUUAGUACAUAUAUAUAUAUGUAUAAUAUGUAUAAUUUUGCUGUUAAGUUCUGUUUUCAUACGGUCAUGCUCUUGAGCGUGGCUUUAAGAAAAUUAAGCUCGUCGUCAAGUGCUUUUUUGUAAGUGGAUGAUUGUUAAUGUGUUUGACUGAACAAACCAAUUGAUGCAGCAGGCCCAGAACACACAUUGUCUGUAGGCUUUGAAUUAUCAAUGAUAAAAUUAACAGCAAAACGAUUAACAAUUUAAGAAAGAGGCCUGAAACAAUGAAAUUUGGGAUUGGCCAGGGUGGUGUGGUUAGUUUUGGGCAUGUGAGUAAUCAUGUAAUAUAUAGGCUUGGUUUGGCUUCCUUCCUUUCCGUUUGUUCACUGCUGAGUCAGGAAAUAAAAGUCUUAGAUAAUUGAUGUAUAGAGAUUCAUGUAGUACAUUAAACACCAACUCCGUACUUCGAUACACCAUCUACCUCCACCGCCUUGAAACACCAGCCUCCCCGUUCUUGGUACGCCAACUCUCCACCUUGAUCCCCCCCACACUUUUUUUCAAAGCUUAGAACCUGUUAAGUAUUUAAAAGGCCAUGAUUAAAAUAUUCAAUGCCCUUGACGCCAUGACAUAGAAUCUGCAUUUAUUUUCGGUGGUUUAUACAUUUAGAGCUCAUGAUAAUUUAUCAGUAUGCAACUCAACAAAGUCGGAAACAGUUAUUGGAAGAGAGGUUGCAGGGGUGGUGGUGGUUGGGAACUUUGUUUCGCACUUGAUUGUGGGCAGCAGAUGAAAUGAAAUAGGUGGCUUUUUUUUUUUUAGUGAAUAUUAUCAGAUAGAUUUAGCGAUCACCUUUGCAUCAACGAACAAAGCAAACAAUGUCCGGUUUCAUUUGAGUUCAAUAAAAAUAAGCUCAGAGCCCCCCCCCCAACCCCUUGCUGCUUUAGGGCUAUUCUAUCUUUCACCAACCUGACAACUUUGGUUUUAAUCAACAGCUUUUAUACGAAAAUACCUUUUUUUUUUGUGUGUGUGAUAAAACAUUCGCCUUCCCCUUCUCAUGUGUACAUGCAGUCCGCUUGUACUCUCUUGUCUCCGUACACACAAAUGUUUUCUACCAUUUCUGAGAGCGAGAGAUGGAUGCUGGGUUUCUUGACCUUUCCUCUUAUCUUGGCAGCAUAUCAUUGGUUCUGUUGUUGGAAGAGAAAGGCUUUGGUGGACAUAUUCAGUUUGUGAUAUAUCAUGUCGUCAGGUUUUAACUUACCAAGUGUUUCAUGUGUCUUCUUUAUAUUUAUAACUGGAUCCCUUUUUUUUUCCCAAUAUCAUUCCUUUAAAAAUAAUAGCAUAAAUAAAAUUUUGGGCUCAUGUUGAUUUGUUUCAUACACCAUUAUUUUUUUUUUGCUUUUAUUAUAAGUUGGCCUAGAGCCAAACGGAGAUGUUGAUUUCUUAAAUUGAAUUUGUAUCUUUCAGUCCGUCAAGGAUGGUUCCAUUUUACCAGCUGAUUACAAAGAUGGCUUCUUGACUAUCACCCUUUCAGAUAAUGAAG
Molecule: messenger RNA, 10503 nt
Organism: Lymnaea stagnalis (great pond snail)
Lineage: Eukaryota; Metazoa; Mollusca; Gastropoda; Lymnaeidae
Source: the annotation of a GenBank genome assembly